GCUUUUUACCAUAUCAGAUGAUGGGAUCAAUCUUAGUUUUUUCUGCCGGCCUAAAGUUCUUCAUCGUUGACUCCAUCUUUAACACUUACCCCAACCUAAGGAAGCGCUACGACACCUUCGCAGUUUUCUGGGAAAGGUUACCCGUCGACUCACAGCUGCAAGAUCACAAAGACGACAAGCGCCACAGCCUGUUUGCUGUAACAAGGGCUCGACUGAGCAGCUUCACCGCUGCUCAUUUCAGAAACGUUGGCAGCCCGUUCCAUUUCCUGAAAAAGAAAAAACCAUUUCAUGAAAUGUUUAACAUCCCAGAGACAGAGCAACCUCUGCCUGAGUUUAAGACCGGCUGGCAUUGCUAUAUGGUGAAUAGAGACAGGAAUAUAACAUCAAAAGAAUUCGGCGGUUAUGGAGUUCUCUAUGUCACAGAGAAUUAUUUGUGUUUUAAGAACUCCAUAACUAAGUUCCACACAGCUGUAAAAUUGAAGGACAUCACAGACUUCAAGAGGUAUAAACUUAUAACAGGACUGCCCGGCUCAGGUAGGGGGAUGUCAAUUGCAACGGCAACCACCAAAAAGCCACUCUUGUUUACUGCAAUGAUACACAGCAAACGGGCGUAUCAAGCCAUCUCCUCCCAGAUGAGAAAGGUGUUUGAACAGGCAGCUCUGCAGUGUGCAAAUAUAGAGUGACUUGCACUCUAGUGCUGCAGCUACUUGG
Molecule: messenger RNA, 711 nt
Organism: Poeciliopsis prolifica (blackstripe livebearer)
Lineage: Eukaryota; Metazoa; Chordata; Actinopteri; Cyprinodontiformes; Poeciliidae
Product: GRAM domain-containing protein 4-like
Exons: 1
Coding region: 18-683 (221 amino acids)
Biological process (GO): negative regulation of toll-like receptor 9 signaling pathway; apoptotic process
Source: RefSeq, a predicted model, not a curated record